GAAGCGAACCCUCAACCCUACCCUCCUAUCCAUCGGUGUUUGAAGUGAUGUUUUGGCAAUAUUCAAUGUUUUUGUGAACAAAAAGGAUCUUGAAUUACAUAUUUUUAUUAUUAUUUAUUCUGUGCUUCGUAAAUCGGUUAUAUUGUAGGCCUUCUUUUAUUUCAAAGCUACGGUAAUUAAAGACCAUGAGUCCAGCACCGGGAAUAUCAAGUGGUGAAGAGCCUAAGUCCUCAAUGACAACCAACAUCCUGGAUGAGUAUAGAAAUGAAGCAUGUUUUAGCUGGGAGAAAAUGAGGCUAAAUAUAGAAGACCCUGAACUACUCGAAGUUAAGUUUAAAGUUUGGCAAAUACUGGAGCACAACCCAUUGUUCAAACAAUGUCCGCUUCAAAUACGAACAUCUGAGGAGGAAAAGAGACUGACAGGAGCUCAGUUGGUGGCGUUUCAUCAUUUGGGUGUGUUUGACAACAUCCACCAGCAUAGCUACAAGACACGAACCAGGUAUAUAAUGACAGUCAAUGAAGCCACCAACAUGUACAGUCCCAGCCUGUCUAUCAAGUUUGCUCUGGGAGUGUCUUUGUUUGCCAACGCCAUCCUCAGCCUAGGAACUGAAAGACAUAAGAAGUUCUACCAAGACGUCUGGGAUGGAAAGAUCCUGAGCUGCUUGGCCCUGACAGAGCUGGCACACGGGAGUGACACCAAGAGACUGCGGACGACAGCUACGUACGAUCCUGUGUCACAACAGUUCAUCCUACACACGCCCGACCACCUCGCGGCCAAGUGCUGGGUCGGCAACCUAGGCAGACAGUGUACGCAUGCUUUGCUGUUUGCUCAGCUAUGGACUGGCAAUACAUGUCAUGGACUUCAUGCCUUUAUUGUACCUGUGAGGGAUCCAGACACUCUACUUCCCUAUCCGGGGCUUACCAUAGGGGACAUGGGCGAGAAAACAGGACUCCACGGCAUUGACAACGGCUUUAUCUUCUUUGACCACUACAGAAUACCAAAGGAGAAUUUGUUGAAUCGCAUUGGAGAUAUCACUGACGACGGGGAGUAUGAAACAUCCUUCACUGAUCCACAGAGAAUAUUAGGUGCAGCGCUAGAGAAUCUCUCUGCAGGCCGUGUAGCCAUCAUGCAGGAAAGUUGCAACAAACUGGCGUGCGCCAUCGUAAUCGCAGUGAGGUACGCCGUCGUGCGGACACAGUUCUGCGACGUGACUGGCCGAGAACUGCCCUUGCUGGACUACCAACUACACCAAUACAGAUUAUUCAAGCACCUCGCUGCAGCCUAUGUACUUAAAGUGUUUGUAAGAGACUUCAGCAACCUGUACCUGGACUGUGUGGUUCACUCUCAGAAUGGUUCUGAUGACAUGAAGAAUCUGAUGGCGGUUGUGAGUGGGAUGCAUGCUGUCGUCUGCUGCAGUAAGCCACUGGUCACCUGGGCUACGGGGGAGGCUCUGCAGGAAGUGAGGGAGGCUUGCGGAGGCAAUGGAUACUUGAAAGCCGCAGGUCUAGGUGAGCUACGCAACAACCACGACCCGACAGUGACGUACGAGGGAGACAACAACGUGUUGCUACAACAGACCAGUAACUGGCUGCUGCGACAGGCCAAGGAACUGAACUCAUAUGCCGAUACAUCAAGCUUCCCCCUCUCUCUCAUCGGAUAUCUCGCCUCGGACGCUACCUUCCCAAAUGUCUAUCACAACCAGCCUGUCACCUGCCAUAAUUUCGUGGAAGAAGCGUUUAACUGGCUGGUCAAAUGGUUGCUGCAUGCCACUCAAGAGAAAGUUGAUACUCUAACAGAGGACACUGACAGAUUCACUGCCAGAAACCAUAGUCAAGUGUUCUACGCUCACACGCUCUCGCUUGCUUUUGCACAGAACAAUGUAUUAAAGUAUUUUUGGGACCAUUGUAAGAAAACAUCAGAACCAGAGUUGAGAGUGGUGUUGGAAAAGCUCUACUACCUCUAUGGGCUGACCUGCUUACAAAAAUAUAUUGGCUACCUUUACCAAGGUGGCUACUGUGAGGGCGCAGCACUUGCUGACAAUCUCAACACGGCUGUACUAAGGCUACUGACAGAACUGAGACCCCAGGCUGUGAGUCUAGUAGAGGCUUUGGCUCCUCCAGACUUCAUACUCAACUCUGUCUUAGCACACUCUGAUGGCAAGUUGUACAACAACCUGAUGGAUUGCUUGAUGUCUGACCCUCGCGCGAUGGAGCGGCCAUCGUGGUGGAGAGAAAUCCGCCUCAAGGCCAAGCUAUAGAAUCCAGUGCCUAUACUGUACCUUUACCAUUUAAGGCUGUUAACAUGUAUUUAUUCUGCCCCCUUAUUUAAAUGUGAACUCCUCUCCUCAUAAAAUCAUACUCCAAGAUCCAAGGUUUAUCUGUAGUUUUAGAUUAAUGAGGUACCAAAAGCCUUAAAAAUCUACUACUCUAUGGAAUUUUUAAAACUGGUAGUCCCCACUAUAGCUGAUACAUAAAAACAUAUUUGCAGACAUGUUUUUGUUAUGGAUAUUAUUGUGCAACAGAGAGUUUGUUGUUACAAGCCAAUGUAUGUUUUAUCUUUUCUUUAAAUUAAAUUAAUUGUUAAGAUGAUGUUUACUUUUGUUAUUUAUCAAUAUAACAAAAGUAAAAAGCUUUGUUUCUGAAAGAAGAAAUUAAAAAAUUGUUAUUUAGUUUCAAAUUGUUCAGAACCUUGUCAUAACGCAUCUACCACAUAUAGUUUGGACACCUGUAAGUUGUGUUUAAAACACAACCAUAAUGAAUGUCUUGUUAUUGUUUCAGUUGUUAGUCUAUAUUAAAAGUUUUCAUAACAAAACUUAUACAACUCUAUUACAAUUAUGUUAGUUUUUAAUUGACCAUAUGUAUAUUCCCUCCUUGUCCUAAAUAAACUUUGAAUAUAUUGUCCCAUUAAAUCUCAAGUAGUCUUCAGCCAGUAGAUAAUUAAAUUCAGUACAUUUCCUAUUGGGAAGAGUGGUAGAAGCAUGGGACCAUAACUUUUCUUCUAGGGUCUGUGGAUGAAAAAAUGUUCUACAUUACAUACCCUGCCCUCAUAACUAGAAUUUUAGUUUCAGAUUACAAUUUGGUCAGUUUACCAACUACCGGUCAGUGCUCUUAACAUAACUAACUUACAGUUUCCCGUAGACUAAAUUUGUUCUCCAAACGAGUUUAACCUUGGUUUGAAACACAAAUAAACAGUGAUUGCCAUAAUUUUUAGGGCCCAAUUCAUGACUAGUUAAAGUGAAGCUUAAAGAUAUACCCAGAUAAAUGAAGUAGCUUUUCAGAAGAGGUGUAUUCCAAAAGUGCUUAGGCUAAGUCAAAAUUUUAACAUAUCGAGUUAUUAAUUGUAUAUGAUUCCUUACUACAAGUUUCUCAACUUGAAAACAUAUUUACGCCAAAAUGGCUUGAAUCAAAUAGACUAAAUUAGCAAUAUUAGCAUAGGUUGUGCUCAGGGCCUGAUUACCCAUUAGGCUAAUUAGGCUGGAGCCUAGGGCGCCAGUCAGCCAAGUGUUUUAGGGGGGUGCCAGACAGCUAAGACUUAAAGUUGGGACCGGGGGCGUAAAAAAUGUUUUAUUCCAAAAAAG
This is a messenger RNA of Macrosteles quadrilineatus (aster leafhopper), 3578 nucleotides long. RefSeq names its product peroxisomal acyl-coenzyme A oxidase 3-like. The transcript is spliced from 15 exons. Lineage: Eukaryota; Metazoa; Arthropoda; Insecta; Hemiptera; Cicadellidae. The record is from RefSeq and is a predicted model, not a curated record. The coding region runs from base 186 to 2258 and encodes 690 amino acids. Gene Ontology annotation, cellular component: peroxisome. Gene Ontology annotation, biological process: fatty acid beta-oxidation using acyl-CoA oxidase; lipid homeostasis. Gene Ontology annotation, molecular function: fatty acid binding; pristanoyl-CoA oxidase activity; FAD binding.